This is a messenger RNA of Lolium rigidum, 930 nucleotides long. Its product is annotated as probable glutathione S-transferase GSTU6. The record is from RefSeq and is a predicted model, not a curated record. The transcript has a single exon. Lineage: Eukaryota; Viridiplantae; Streptophyta; Magnoliopsida; Poales; Poaceae. The coding region runs from base 4 to 759 and encodes 251 amino acids. Gene Ontology annotation, biological process: glutathione metabolic process. Gene Ontology annotation, molecular function: glutathione transferase activity. Gene Ontology annotation, cellular component: cytoplasm.
GCAAUGGCGACGGCGGAAGCCACCGGAGGCAGCAGCAGCAGCGAGGGAGCGGCCGAGCUGACCCUUCUUGGUUUCUGGACGAGCCCGUUCGUGCUGCGGGCGCGGUUCGCGUUGAACCUCAAGGGCAUCCCCUACACGUACGUGGAGGAGGACCUGUUCGGCGACAACACCAAGAGCCAGCUCCUCCUCGCCUCCAACCCAGCCCACGGCGGGAAGGUUCCCGUGCUCAUCCAUCACGGCAAGCCCGUCGCCGAGUCGAUGGUCAUCCUGGAGUACAUCGACGAGGCGUUCCCGGACCAGCUCCCGCGCCUCCUCCCCUCCGGCGACCCGCACCGGCGCGCGGCCGCCCGGUUCUGGGCCGCCUACGUCGACCAGAAGCUGCUGCCGACGUGGAUCCCGCUCUACGGCGGCGCCACGGUGGAGGAGCGGGUGAAGGCGGCGGGGGAGGUGAUCGCCGUGCUGGAGACGUUCGAGGGGGUGCUCGGCGAGAAGGACGUGUUCUUCGGCGGCGAGAGCGUGGGGCUGGUGGACGUGGCGCUCGGCGGGUUCAUCGGCUGGCUGCGCGCGUCGGAGGCCAUGUGCGGCGUGAGCACGCUCGACCCGGCGAGGACGCCGCUGGUGGCGGCGUGGGCGGAGCGGUUCGGCGCGCUGGAGGGCGUUCGGGAGAUGGUGCCGGACGUGCCGGCGCUGGUGGAGUACAACCUCAUGAAGCGGGCUCGCCGCGGGCUGCCGUUCCUGCCGCCGCAUCAGACGCAGUAGAUUCAUCCAGUUCCGGCCUCCACGUACUAAAUGGAUGAUCGAUGAGACAUUCUCGAGUGCAUCAUACCAGAUUACUAGAUGAGUUCUCCUGUGUAGCGUCAGUGCGUCACUACUGUAUUCUUGGUUCCCUCAUCGGGAUUCCGGAACUGCGGUAGAUCAAAGUCUCGAUCA